AUGCAUCUUAUCGAGACAACGGUAACUCCUGUUACAACAAAUAGUCACAUCCUUUCUAUACAUGAAGAUGCUCUUGUCUCUAAGUCAACGAGAACAAAGCCAUUUUUCACGCAGGAACGACAAGAACCUUCAACAAAAAUGAUAAAUAAAAUAGACAAUAAAAUAGACAAUUCCCAACACCAUUGCCAAGCACACCAAAACCGCCAACAAAAUAGACGACAAACAAUAGAAAAUAGUAUUAAUAUACCAACAUUUGAACCAACUGAAACACGAAGGGAAAACCUUGAUAAUAAAAAGUCAUGUCCUCACGACGGUUAUGUGCUGGUAACUGGGGGUGCUGGUUACAUUGGAAGUCAUACCGUUUUAGAACUUUUAAUAUGUGGUUAUAAUGUCAUUGUUAUAGAUAAUUUGUCGAAUGCAUGUGAAGAAUCCUUAAUUCGCGUUCAAAAGCUUGCCAGACGACCAUUGAAAUUUUACCAUGCAAAUAUUUUGGAUGAAAAGACAUUAAUCCCAAUAUUCGAAAAAUAUAAUAUUUGGGCUGUUUUACAUUUUGCUGCCCUUAAAGCUGUUGGAGAGUCAACAAAAAUUCCACUCGAUUAUUAUUGGAAUAAU
This is a messenger RNA of Racocetra persica, 612 nucleotides long. NCBI's taxonomy places the organism in Eukaryota, Fungi, Glomeromycota, Glomeromycetes, Diversisporales, Gigasporaceae. The record is from the annotation of a GenBank genome assembly.